CCAUCUCUUGCCUCCUCCCUCUUUCUUUCGCUGUGGAGAAAGCUCAGUCCUGGACUUCCGAAGACCUUUUACGACGUUGAGUCUCAGAGUUUGUCUCGGCCCCAGGUCCACUUUUCGGCAAAGUGACGUGGACGUCAACAGCAAUGGCGGAAGGAGAGCAGGUUCCGCCGCUGCCAACGUUGAGCGGCGACGGCUGGGUAAAGGAUCUUGAAGAAGCUCUGGAAGCAGGAGGUUGUGAUCUUGAAACUUUGAGAAAUAUAAUUCAAAGGAGACCUAUACCUGCUGAACUGAGGGCCAAAGUUUGGAAGAUUGCUUUGAAUGUUGCAGGUAAAGGCGAUAGUUUGGCAUCAUGGGAUGGUAUUUUAGAUAUGCCAGAACAAACCACUGUUCAUAAAGAUUGUUUGGGGCUUAUUGACCAGCUUUCGGUGCCAGAGGAGAAGGCAGCAGAAUUACUUCUGGAUAUUGAAUCUGUAAUUACCUUCUAUUGUAAAUCACGUAAUGUUAAAUAUAGUGCAUCACUUAGCUGGAUUCAUCUACUGAAACCACUGGUGCAACUUCAGGUGCCACGAAGCGAUUUAUACAACUGCUUUUAUGCUAUUAUGAAUAAGUACAUUCCCAGGGAUUGUUUUCUGAAGGGGAGACCAUUUCAUCUCUUCCGAUUACUCAUCCAAUACCAUGAGCCUGAGCUUUGUUCUUUUCUUGAUACAAAGAAAAUUACUCCAGACUCCUAUGCACUCAACUGGCUUGGAAGCCUUUUUGCAUGUUACUGUUCAAUUGAAGUCACUCAGGCAAUAUGGGAUGGAUAUCUCCAACAAGCAGAUCCAUUUUUUAUUUAUUUCUUAAUGUUAAUUAUCCUUGUUAAUGCAAAAGAAGUUAUUUUAGCACAAGAAUCAGACAGCAAAGAACAAGUUAUUCAGUUCUUAGAAAAUACGCCAUCCAGUUUGAAUCUUGAAGAUAUAGAAGACCUUUUCACUCUGGCUCAGUAUUAUUGCAGUAAAACACCGGCUUCUUUUAGAAAGGAUAAUCACCAUCUCUUUGGUAGUACUCUUUUGGGAAUUAAGGAUGAUGAUGGAGAUCUGAGUCAAGCUCUUUGUCUAGCCAUCUCAGUAUCAGAAAUUCUUCAAGCCAAUCAGCUGCAAGGGGAAGGAGUCCGGUUCUUUGUGGUGGAUUGCCGUCCUGCAGAACAGUAUAAUGCUGGGCAUUUAUCAACUGCUUUCCACUUAGAUUCAGAUCUGAUGCUCCAGAAUCCAUCUGAGUUUGCACAGUCAGUAAAAUCCUUGCUGGAAGCACAAAAGCAGUCCAUUGAGUCUGGCUCCAUAGCCAGUGGGGAGCACCUCUGUUUUAUGGGUAGUGGCAGGGAGGAAGAAGACAUGUACAUGAACAUGGUCCUGGCACACUUCUUACAGAAAAACAAAGAAUAUGUGAGUAUUGCCAGUGGAGGAUUUAUGGCACUGCAGCAGCACCUUGCAGACAUUAAUGUGGAUGGACCAGAAAAUGGAUAUGGCCAUUGGAUUGUUAGUACUUCAGGCUCAAGGAGCAGUAUCAAUUCUUCUGUUGAUGGUGAAUCUUCUAAUGGUUCAAAUGAUAGAGGAAUGAAAUCACUGGUAAAUAAAAUGACUGUGGCUUUGAAGACAAGAUCUGUUAAUGUCAGAGAAAAAGUUAUCAGUUUUAUUGAGAAUACAUCAACUCCUGUGGACCGAAUGUCUUUCAAUCUUCCUUGGCCAGACAGAUCAUGUACAGAGCGGCAUGUGAGCAGCAGUGACAGAGUGGGCAAGCCUUACCGUGGUGUAAAGCCGGUGUUCAGCAUUGGGGAUGAAGAAGAAUAUGACACAGAUGAAAUUGACAGUUCUUCAAUGUCUGAUGAUGACAGAAAAGAGGUUGUAAACAUUCAGACUUGGAUAAACAAGCCAGACAUCAAGCAUCAUUUUCCUUGUAAAGAAGUGAAAGAAAGUGGACACAUGUUUCCUAGUCAUCUGUUGGUUACUGCAACACAUAUGUACUGUUUAAGGGAGAUUCUUUCCCGGAAAGGAUUGGCUUAUAUACAGUCUCGACAAGCACUAAAUUCUGUUGUUAAAAUUACAUCCAAAAAAAAGCAUCCUGAGCUAAUUACCUUCAAAUAUGGAAACAGCAGUGCUUCAGGAGUAGAAAUCUUGGCUAUUGAAAGGUAUUUGAUUCCAAAUGCAGGGGAUGCUACCAGAGCCAUAAAACAACAGAUCAUGAAAGUUUUGGAUGCAUUGAAAAGUUAAUAUAAAAGAGAAUUACUUAAAUGAAAUUAAUGCAACCAAGAGAAACAUGAACACAUAUUUACUGACUGAAUACUAACCAGAGACCUUUCAUUUGCUUAUGGGGGUUCUUGAAUGGUGGUUCUAAGUGUAAAUUAUUACAAUCAAUUUCUGGAUGAUUAAACUUUUUUUAAAACUUCUUUUUCAGUUUUAUAAAAUGAUUUAUUAUAAAGGUCAGUUAUUAAAGGACUUUGAAGAAAUUGUCCUCGUGCCCUUAUGGACAAAAGGAUGCAGAAUGCAGUUCUGUUUUGAAGAGCUGUUUUAAAGGAACUUGCAUCACUUUCAGGUUUUAAAGCAACCAUACACAUAUAUUUGCAAUGUCUUCACUGAAAAUUAGAGAUAGAAUUAGUUGAAGAGACUUCCUUAAUUGCUAAUUUAGUUUUACCCCCUGAGCAAUAUCAGAAACUAAAAACAUAGGUUAAUAAUUAGUUCAUUGUUUCAGCCAUCAGUUUCUAAGUCAUCUUUGCUCCACUAGGUAACUAUUUGAAUACUAAGUGCUUCAGGAAUAUUAAAUUUCAUCCUAAUGGUUUCUAAGGAGGAAUUGAAAGUAUUAUAAUGAGCUGGUAGGCAUGUUAAGAUUGAAAUUAGCAUUUUGGGGACAAAAUUGUAUGGUAUCUUUAUUACAAGUGAAUUAUUUAAUUUAGCUUAUUUCAGCACAAAUGUUGAGCACACAUUGAUUUGCCUGAGAUGAUGAUCAGUCCACACUAAUAUCCACUUAAAUAAAAGCCAAAUAAGCAGAGCUGGGUGGGUAAAUUUCAGUUGUUUUUAUACCACUUUCUGAAAUUUCUUUUUGUUCUUUUGGUGUAUCUUCCAUUAAAAUUUCAGUGCUUUGAGACUAUUUUUAUUUUCUUGAUGUGACAAAACUGAAGUGAUCUGCGUUAUUUUACAGUUUUCUAAGCUUAAUUUUUUGUGGCCCAUAUUAAGUACUAAGAGAUCCAAAAACACUUCGGGGGUCAUGUGAUAUUUUAAAUAUCUUUUUGAGAAAUAGCAAAUAUAAUCUGCCAUGUCCUAAAAUGCAACAGAUUAUCUCUGGGAGGUUGAUAGAAAUACCUAGAUGUACCCUGUUAAUAGCCAGUUAUUUUAAUUUACAUAAUGGAAAUCAAGUGAAUAAAAGGAGCAUAGUUCAACAAGUUUUAUUCUUAUAUCUAAAUAAAAGCAGUUUGAGUGGUUGAAGACAUCUGCAUGAAAUUGCACCUAGUGCAAUACUUGAUAUUUAUAACUCUCCCCCAAAACUGUUGUAUUGCAAUUUUUCCUUUUUCUUGGCAUUCCCUUUAGAAAUAUCUUGAGGUCUUAUUUUUUGCCCAUUUUAGCCAUGGGACUUUUCAUAAUAUUAAUGUAAAGAUGUUUGUGUUACUGUUUAUAUAUUACAAUUGUAAAUAAACUGGUACAGUUUGCUCAGA
Molecule: messenger RNA, 3682 nt
Organism: Heterocephalus glaber (naked mole-rat)
Lineage: Eukaryota; Metazoa; Chordata; Mammalia; Rodentia; Bathyergidae
Gene: Tbc1d23
Product: TBC1 domain family member 23
Biological process (GO): retrograde transport, endosome to Golgi; embryonic brain development
Cellular component (GO): trans-Golgi network
Source: RefSeq, a predicted model, not a curated record